GGAACAAAACUCUGUAUUUGUCUCAAAAUGUUAUCGAAAAUUGUCUUCCUUUUUGUAGUAUUUGAGCUUGGAGUUGGAAAUGCUGUACCAAUUUGGCGGAAUGAUCCCUAUAACUCCGGACUGUUUUUGAGAAAUGCAGCAGUACCCAGUGUGGCGUAUGGAUACGGUAGUGGAUUUAGCAGUAACAUCGGUGGCAUUCACCAAUCCAGUGGCUUUGGAAGCUCUUAUCAGAGUGGAGCAGGCGAGGCAUACGGCAUGGGUAUUGGAUCUUCUGAUGGAAGUGCACAGGGAAUCAGUUACACAAAUACUGCACCACAUUAUGCCGUUAACCAUGUACCAGUUUACCAACACGUUGCUCCAAAUAAUCAUAUUAGUACUGUGCCAAAACAUCAACAGGCUACUCCAAAUUAUCAAAUAAUGUCAGUCCCGAAUCAACACAGACCUUCUGGAGCUCACCAACACGGGGAUUUUGUAAAUUCAGUAUCCUCAGUACAGUCCCAAAAAGGCGGAGCAAAUCAUCAAGCUAACAUCCCAAAUCAUCACCAAGCAUCUAUGAUUAACACUGGACAUGGACUAUAUCCUCAGACUCACGGUAAUUUUGGAAGUUCAGUUUCUUCAGUACAGUCCCCCAAUGCCGGAUCUAUUGUAGGCGCUACUAAUAGUAAUUCAGGCCAUCAAUCAGCAGUGUCUUCUGUACAGGACCCUAUUGGACAUGGUUCUUCUUUUGCAGCAACAAAUAGCUAUCAGCCAUUUGGACGAAACGGACCACAUUUUGAAAAAGCUAUUACAUCAGUACAGAAUAUCGGCGGAUAUAAGAUAAAUGAUGCUGAGACUAUACAAAGCCACAGAGAUUUGCUGCAGAAAACGGGUGCAACUCAUAUUGAAGCUCCUGGUAUCCAGGUCUCGCAGGCUCAAGCAAUUAAUGCUGGCUAUUAUUAAUAAACUCUUAAAUUGUUCAAUUCAUAAAUUUAAGAGAUUCAUACAUUAAAUUAUUUUAAAUUAUUAAACUCUUCAUUAAGA
Leptidea sinapis is the source of this 1020-nucleotide messenger RNA. RefSeq lists its product as uncharacterized. Bases 28 to 939 code for a protein of 303 amino acids. The record is from RefSeq and is a predicted model, not a curated record. Lineage: Eukaryota; Metazoa; Arthropoda; Insecta; Lepidoptera; Pieridae. The transcript is spliced from 2 exons.